This is a messenger RNA of Belonocnema kinseyi, 894 nucleotides long. RefSeq names its product serine/threonine-protein kinase GA29083-like. Lineage: Eukaryota; Metazoa; Arthropoda; Insecta; Hymenoptera; Cynipidae. The transcript is spliced from 3 exons. Gene Ontology annotation, biological process: axoneme assembly; intracellular signal transduction; retina development in camera-type eye. The record is from RefSeq and is a predicted model, not a curated record. Gene Ontology annotation, cellular component: axoneme. Bases 1 to 894 code for a protein of 297 amino acids.
AUGAUAGCAGCUCACAACCAGACCUCCUCCCGGGCGGGUUCUCGACUCGGUCAGCUCGAGGACAUCGGCACCGGGACAGCAAACCAUAUCGCUGAUAAAAUCCAAGGGUUAGGGGAAGUGAAAGAGGAGCGUAAUCACGAGGCGCCACGUCGCGACGAGUCUCCGAAACAAAAUUCGACAACGAUGCCGAAUACAACCCCAUCUGGUGGAAUUCAGGAGGACGACGAUGACGACGAAGAGGAUGAUGAGGAUGGGGUGCGAGUAGGGGAAAUGGAUGAGGAGGAGGACGACGAGGAGGUGGAAUCCGUCAGGGAGAGGGAGAUUCCAGGUCCCGAGGUGGUGGAACCCUCGAUAACGAGCAACGGCCGUAGGGGAACAAUAGGGGUGGGAAUGGGUAUGGUAAUGAAGGAUACAGGUAUGGGGGUGAAAGAGCCAUACUCGAGUGGGGGUGGCGGCAUGGGCGGGUACUGGAACAGGCAGAGUAGACCCUCCAGUCCCCGCAUGCCGCCUCCGGAGCAGCCGGAGACCAGGCCGAAGAGCCGAUAUGAGCCGGUGCAACCGGCAAGGUACAAUAACCUUGGAUAUUGGAGAGCCAGACGUGUUACAUUCUACAAAAAUGGGGAUCCCUAUUUUCCCGGAGUCGAAUUCAGAUUUAAACCCGGACGAGACAUCGGCUCGUUGGAAGCCUUGUUGGACAGGUUGUCCCUGCGCCUGGACCUCCCGAGAGGAGCACGCCAUAUCUUCUCCAUGGAUGGGGAUCGAAAACUCAACCUUGAUGAACUGGAGGACGGUGCCUCGUAUGUCGUCUCUAGCUACAAAAGUUUCAAGAGCGUACCUCUUUUGGUCCGAUCGAUAAGCGAAGAACCAAAAGGUUGGUAUAAAUUUCCUGCAUAA